ACGUGUACGGCAACUGACGCUUGUGCUGACGACCGCAAUGCGUUGUCGUGUUCUUCACGUGUUUUUCAUGAGUCUCGUGUUUUAUCUCCCGUGGGCAAAAGGUGGGGACCCCUCAAGAGAACGGGCAAUCUUGAAUCGUCUCCUUAACUCAACGUAUGAUGCGACGAUUAGACCCGAGGCAGCGGAAGGCAAAGCAACACAGGUGCUGGUGGACAUGACCUUGACCUCGCUUGGACCUGUGAAUGACAUUCAUAUGGAAUUCAGCGCCAGUUUCCUCCUCCGUCAGGAGUGGCGAGAUCCACGCUUAAAAUAUGACGAUCUAAAUAAAAGUAUCGUUAUCAGUGAGAAACGUCUGGACUCGCUGUGGGUGCCUGACCUGUAUUUCCCCAAUUCCAAACGAGCAAGCAGACAUGAAAUCACAAUCCCAAAUAUCUUGAUUCUCCUGUCUCCUGACGGAACCAUUUUGUACUCGCAAAGGUUGUCUGUGACUUUAGAAUGUCCAAUGAACCUCAUCAACUUCCCCAUGGAUAAGCAAACCUGUCACAUCGACAUGGAAAGUUACAGCUACACGUCAACAGAUCUCUACUACGAAUUUUCGACUGAACGGGAUGCUGUAGAAAGACGCCCUGGGUUACAGAUUCCGGACUUUCUAAUAACCGGUGUGACACUGGGGACUUGUCAAAACAAAUACGUUACCGGAGCGUACACGUGUCUCAGGGCUGACGUCAGUAUAGAACGAGAGAUCGGCUUCUACGCUACACAGACCUACGUCCCCAGCAUCCUCAUCGUCGUGUUGUCCUGGGCCUCGUUCUGGAUCGACCACGAGGCAGUUCCCGCCAGAAUCUCCGUGGGGCUCCUAACAGUGCUCACCAUCACCACCCAGAGCUCAGGUGCGCGCGCACAACUUCCCAGGGUUCCUUACGUGAAGGCCAUCGACGUGUGGAUGUCGGCGUGCCUGGUGUUUGUGUUUGCCGCCUACAUGGAGUAUGCUGUCGUCACGGUGAUGUUCCGACGACACAAGAAGGUGCUGAAACAGGACGAUUCAUUAUAUAAGUGGGGCUGGCCGAAAGUGUACUUGUGUUGGCGCGGUGUGGUUGCUGUCUAUCACGUCGCUAUGAUCAUCCUGUCGGGGCUGACGGACAGGUACAACUGGACGAGGACCGAGGAGGACAAUGUCAAGUGGUUCAUCUACCUCACCAACUGGAUGUUCUUCCUCCUCACGUUGUGCACUAUCAUUGAAUUUGUGGCUGUGGGAUAUUGCUACCUAAUGAGAAAAGACAUCAUUAAUUGUGAAGUCAAUCGGAUGCCGUUGUUUCUCAAAGUGACCUGGGUUUGGCAAAACCUCAGCAACACCGUCAGUGUGUUGGUGUCAAUACUGUUCUGGGGGCUACUAUAUACCCCGGGAAGUGACAUAUCGAAUGUUGACUACAUCACCCACGCCGGCAACACCAUAUACGUCAUCAUCAACCUAUGUAUCACAGCAUCUCCAGUCAGGUUUCUCCACUUCUUCCAUCCCUUCAUCGUGGCGGUCACCUUCGUCAUCUUCUCCGCGGUAUACCAGGCUGCAGGCGGAACCAAUGGCUUGGGCUACAGUGCUAUAUACUCUGUGCUAGACUGGUCCAGUGAUCCAGGCAGUGCUGCCAUGUAUGCAUGUAUCUGUAGCUUUAUUGGGGUGCCUUUUAUUCAGUUUGUGAUUUUGUUGAUCUCCAUGCUAAGGGGGACUUUGUUUGACAUUAUCCUGGGAAGAUCUAGACACUCUGGUGCCGAUCCAGUUGGGAUGGAAAACGGUAUAGAUUUGACCAAAAGAUCACACAACAAUCAAGACGUUGUGUAGGCAAAAGGUUUAUGUGGAGAUAUGUAAUUAUCCGACAGGUAUCUUGAGGGUGUGGAUGAAACAUUUGCUAAAAAUGUUUGUUUUUUUAAAUAAUGACACCUUAAUUGUUAAUGUUGUUUUUUCAAUAUGAAAUCCAUAACUCAAUCUUGUACUUAACUAUACUGCGGCUCAUUAUGUCAAUCACUGGAUUGUCUGGUCGAAAUUAUUUACAGACCGCCGCCACAGAGCUCGGAUAUUGCUGAGUGCGGUGUUAAACAACAAACAAAGUAUACUGUGGCUUCUACGUGCUACUUAAAGAGCCGCUGUGCGUGCAAUUAAACCAAAGUGUUAAGAACUUGAUGAAAGGGUCAGAAGCAGGCGAAUAAAUUCAGUUGUACAUUAAGAUCUUUUUGGUGCAUUUAUUAAAGAAAUGAAACAAAAAAGUGUACUAUAUAUGUGAAACACCAGGAGAAAAGACGUUUGACGUCAACUUGUGCCAUGUGAGGGGACUGUACAAAAAUUAUCAAUUUUUUCUGUCGAUAGUUCGUAAUGUAAUAGACCGACUCCGUGGUCUAGUGGUAGAGCGUCCGCCCGGAGAGCGGAAGAUGCAAGGUUCGAUCCCCGACCGCGU
This is a messenger RNA of Haliotis rufescens (red abalone), 2444 nucleotides long. Its product is annotated as glycine receptor subunit alpha-4-like. Gene Ontology annotation, cellular component: membrane; neuron projection; synapse. The transcript is spliced from 9 exons. Gene Ontology annotation, biological process: signal transduction; chloride transmembrane transport; nervous system process. Bases 38 to 1834 code for a protein of 598 amino acids. Lineage: Eukaryota; Metazoa; Mollusca; Gastropoda; Lepetellida; Haliotidae. Gene Ontology annotation, molecular function: extracellular ligand-gated monoatomic ion channel activity; neurotransmitter receptor activity; chloride channel activity. The record is from RefSeq and is a predicted model, not a curated record.